UAAAUAGAUACUUGAAGUGAAGUGAUUAACAAUAAGGAAGGAAAGAAAAGCGUGUAGGGUUGAAUCCAUACACCAUGGUAGAGGCUGAAAAGAAAAAAAGUGCUCUUCUAAUGUGUUUUGGAGUACAUGCAUGCAGAAAAAAAAAGCUUCAAUCGGUGCCUCGUGACAUGGAGGAGAGAAGAAGAAGCAAUGGCAGCAAAGUUUCAGCGGCUGUGGAUGAAAAGCCUCUUAGAAAAAUCGCAGACGCUUUCAAAGAUCUUGCAAAUGUGGUUACUUCCCAAGGCUCAGAGGUCGAUAUUGCUGCUUUAUCCCGUGCUUGUGCUUUUGUUGCUCCUCUUUUUGGUUGUGUCGGUUUCCAUUUCAAGUUCAUAGAGAUGGACUAUGUUUCCAAGGUUAAAGAUAUAGCAGAGGCAUCAAAAUCCUUUCGAACAUUACAAUCUAUGGUUGAUCAAGAUAUACAAACAAAUUCAGUGCGAAUACAAGGGAGCCAUUCUAGAAAUCUUUUGAAAAUAAAGCGUGGACUUGACUUUCUCAGAGUGCUCUUUGAGCAAAUUCUACUGACAGAGGGAAAUUCGAUUAGGGAUGCAGUUACCAAGGCUUACACACAAAUAUUUAAUUCAUAUCAUGGCUGGGCAUUGAGAAAGGCCGUUGCUGCAAGGAUACAUUACAUCCCUACAAAGCAGCAGAUAUUUAGGAAAAUUAGUGAAGAUGAGUCCUCGGGAAGGGUCCUUAUGCAAGCUUAUAUCUUGGCGUCCCCGCCUCUACUCCAAUACAUCGAGAAAAUUUUCCUUGAAAGAGAAUUGGGUAUAGAUUGGUGA
Molecule: messenger RNA, 818 nt
Organism: Abrus precatorius (Indian licorice)
Lineage: Eukaryota; Viridiplantae; Streptophyta; Magnoliopsida; Fabales; Fabaceae
Product: accelerated cell death 11-like
Exons: 4
Coding region: 75-818 (247 amino acids)
Biological process (GO): intermembrane lipid transfer; ceramide transport
Cellular component (GO): cytoplasm; membrane; cytosol
Molecular function (GO): ceramide 1-phosphate transfer activity; ceramide 1-phosphate binding
Source: RefSeq, a predicted model, not a curated record